Messenger RNA from Tricharina praecox, 1977 nucleotides. RefSeq names its product fungal-specific transcription factor domain-containing protein. The transcript is spliced from 7 exons. The record is from RefSeq and is a predicted model, not a curated record. Gene Ontology annotation, cellular component: nucleus. NCBI's taxonomy places the organism in Eukaryota, Fungi, Ascomycota, Pezizomycetes, Pezizales, Pyronemataceae. Gene Ontology annotation, biological process: regulation of DNA-templated transcription; DNA-templated transcription. Gene Ontology annotation, molecular function: DNA-binding transcription factor activity, RNA polymerase II-specific; zinc ion binding; DNA binding. The coding region runs from base 1 to 1977 and encodes 658 amino acids.
AUGGUCAUCACCAAUAAUGAAUGGUCUGCGCCUUUGCGCUUCAUCAUCGGCAGCAUCAUCAGCACCAUCAUCAGCAUCACCAUCGUCGGGACUUCAUCGUCGCCGUCACAAGCGAACAACAGCUCCAACACCGGUGAUGUCCCCAGGCCCAAGAGAAUAGCCUGCGUUGUUUGCAGAAAGCGAAAACUUCGAUGUGAUGGAACCAAACCGAGCUGUGGGACGUGUUCGAGACUCGGACAUGACUGCGCCUACGAUGAGAUUCGACGGAAGAGCGGCCCAAAGAGAGGAUAUGUCAAAGCAUUGGAAGCACGUCUGGCACAGGUCGAGACGCUGCUCAAAGAUCAAGCCACGGAUCCCCACCACGGCAAUAACCACAGUCCCGAACGAGCACGACAACCGCCAUAUGUAUCGCAUCUCUUGAUCGACCCGCCGCUCUUUGGCGACGGCGACGUCGGGAUGGAGGGGAUGGAGGCAAUUCUCGGCGGUGUGCGGGGACCCAGCACAUCCGUUUCGCCGAACCUACAGCAUCACAAUUCCUUCGAGAGCUCGCCCAUGAUAGAUAUGCCGCAGCAAUGGACCGAUCCCACGCCCACCAUGGACUCUGCCGCGAUAACAUGGGAUCUGAUAUCGAUGGGUUUCGAGGAGGCCUUGCCUUCCCAAGACGUCAUCGAUGCUCUGCAUAAUAUUUACUUCGACAAAAUACAUCCGUGCAUGCCAAUAAUUCACAAGGCCAGGUAUUUUGCGAGUCUGAGUAUGGCCCCAAACAUACGACCGCCAGUUGCGUUGCGAUAUGCCAUCUGGACUCUGGCUGCGUCCGUAUCCGACGAUCACGGAGGCUUGCAGACACAUCUUUAUCGACGGGCUAGGAAAUGCCUCGAAGAGUCGGAGAUGAAGGGACACGGCGAAGGGAUCAUAUCGGUGGCCUCAUCUCAGGCAUGGUUGCUCAUCACAACCUACGAGUUCAAACUCAUGUAUUUUCCACGGGCGUGGAUGUCGACUGGACGCGCAGUGCGGUUGGCUCAGAUGAUGGGUCUUCACAGGCUGGAUGGCUCUGCGUGGGAAGUGAAGCAGUGUCUGCCGGCGCCAAAGGAUUGGAUCGAGCGGGAGGAGAGAAGGAGAACUUUCUGGAUGGCGUUUUGCUUGGACAGAUACGCUUCCAUCGGAACCGGUUGGCCCAUGUGUAUCGAGGAGAAGGAUAUUCUCACCAACUUGCCAGUCUCGGAGGAUUCGUUUGAGCGAGGACAACCCGCGAAGACCAUAUCACUGAAGGAGGCGAUGACUGCGGAUGGCGCGGCCAUGUUGUCUCCCUUCGGCGGUGUUUGCCUCAUGGCCUCCCUUUUCGGCCGUAACCUCAUACACUUGCACCGAUCGGAUGGAGACGAACGAGACGACGAUCUGAACGGCGAGUUUUGGCGGAGACACCGGAACAUGGACAACAUAUUGCUCAAUAUCCAAAUGUCCUUGCCCAACCAUUUCCGGUUACCAGCUGGAGUGGAUAAUUCAAACGUUGUUUUUACGAAUAUGAAUAUCCACACGUCGACAAUCUGUUUACAUCAAGCGGCUAUAUUCAAAGCCGAAAAGAAUCGCAUGCCACAGUCGGUGUCGGCGGAAUCCAAGAUCCGAUGCAUCACAGCUGCAGCUCAGAUCGCAUCCAUCAUGCGCAUGGUCUGCCAUUUGGAUUUAUCCGGGAUGAAUCCAUUCAUCUCCUUCUGCCUCUACGUGGCGGCCCGAGUGUUCAUUACAUACCUGAAAUCGCGUCCCGGGGAUGAACAAGUUCGCGCUUCUCUGCAGUUCCUCCUCACAGCAAUGGGACACAUGAAGAAGAAGAAUCCAUUGACCGAGUCAUUUCUUGUGCAAUUGGAUGUCGACCUUACUGGAUCUUCGGAAACAAGCAACGCUAAAUUCCCAUAUGGGUUCAAGAGAGGAGAGGUGAGUUUCUUCUUCCUAGUACGUGGGCUUGAUGGCCGGUCAAUCUAA